AUGCGUAAAUAUACUUAUCGAUUUGAAGGCUCUCAAGAAAAACCAGGUUUAGCAGUAAGGGCAAUAUCUGAAAUUCUUUCAAAAGCAAUGGAAUUUGAGAUGUCAGUUUCUGUAUCUCUCUAUGAGGUGAUACAAGACCAUGCUUAUGAUCUUUUGGAUCCUAAACACCUCGAGGUUCAAAUACUGGAAGCUGCUCAUGGAAAAAUACAUCUUAAAGGACUUUCUCAGGUCUCUGUGAAAUCUAUUCAAGAAUUCCACAAUAUAUACUUUAGUCGUGGUAGUUUUCAAAAGUCUGCACAAAAGAUACCAACAGAGCAAACGCGCAACCACAAGGGCUUGAUGAUUCGCGUAACACCCGAAGAUGACAAUCUGAAAACCAUGUUAACAAGCUAUGAAGAUUCUCGAAGAAAUAUUAAAGAUGGAAUCAUAUUUAAUGAGAGUAAUAGGACUAAGUCACUAUAUACCUUGUUGAAUGUAGUCUAUGCCGUUAAUGCGGAUGAGAAACAUGAGCAAACUAACUCGAAUAUUACAAGAAUCUCUUGCAGGAACGAGUCAUGUAAUGAUGCUUACAUGCUUGUUUCUCUGUCACGCCGAAACGCCAAGCAAGUGUUGAUAGGCUCCACAAACAGAAGUCGAAAUUCAGCAGCCAAAGUGAAGGCGCCUUCUUCAAGAAAAAGUGGGAAGACACCAUAUACUUCCUUGAUCAUGGAAAAACAAAUUGCCUCGAGUGUGCUCAUGUCGAGAAAGAAGGAUAGCAGCAUCUUGAGAGGAAGGAAACUCUUUGAUGGAGAAAAAUCAAACAAUUCUAAGCAGCAUGUAGAUAUUGUGUUGAGAUGCCCACCUGAAGAUACUUCAGCCAGGAAAUCUAUGCUUCUCCCUCUUGUUGCUUCAGAUGAUAAAUAUAUUUCAGAUGUAAAUUCAGCAGUGGAACCAAAAGAAAAUGUAAGAAUUAUUGAUUCUGAAAUUUACUACAGAUUUAAGGAAUUUACACUCAAUCAGAGAUUUUUCACACACAGCAGGAGUGAUAAUGUAGUUGUUUCUCCUGGUCGCUUGGGAGAGGAAAAUGUGCCUUUGAAGAAGAAUGAAGAUGGAGUCCCGUCACUUACUCAAAGACUAAGAGAAAUAUCAAACAAUCUAAGGUCAUUAUGUUCAUCAAUUCCAUCCAGGGUUAAGUUUUUAGACAAUGCAGUUACACCAUAUAGUAGUCAGAUAGACCCAAAAACCCCCGUCAUGGAACUUCCUGUCAAGAGAUACCGUAGUCCUAGGGGUACUUUCAGCAGUCGCAGCUCGGGAGUGAAGCAUUCCCUUGUUCAAAAGUACCUUAAUUUUUUGAAUUCUGCUAACAAGGCCAACCAGUCAGGAUAUGAACUGACUCAUGCACCUUCCAGUUAUCAAGUUGCAGAUAUCGAAGGAAGAGCUGAAAGGCCUGAAGGUAUGUUCAUAUCUUUGAUGUUUUUAAUUCGGCAUUUCCUUAGAUUAGAUGAAGUAGUAUCACAUGAUGUACUAAUUAUACAGGGCAUUGGAGAGAAAAGAGCUACAUAUAUUCUUGAACUCCGUGAAGAAACUCCCAAACCAUUCAAGCAACUGGAUGAUUUACAAGACAUUGGCCUUUCAGCAAAACAGAUUAAAGGAAUGCUGAAACAGGUCGCUGGAGAGCUUUUCAAUUAG
Messenger RNA from Olea europaea var. sylvestris, 1668 nucleotides. Its product is annotated as kinesin-like protein KIN-10C. Gene Ontology annotation, biological process: microtubule-based movement. Lineage: Eukaryota; Viridiplantae; Streptophyta; Magnoliopsida; Lamiales; Oleaceae. Gene Ontology annotation, molecular function: ATP binding; microtubule motor activity; microtubule binding. The record is from RefSeq and is a predicted model, not a curated record. Bases 1 to 1668 code for a protein of 555 amino acids. The transcript has 16 exons.